Brettanomyces nanus is the source of this 609-nucleotide messenger RNA. RefSeq lists its product as uncharacterized. The coding region runs from base 1 to 609 and encodes 202 amino acids. Gene Ontology annotation, molecular function: ceramide 1-phosphate transfer activity; ceramide 1-phosphate binding. Gene Ontology annotation, cellular component: cytosol; membrane; cytoplasm. NCBI's taxonomy places the organism in Eukaryota, Fungi, Ascomycota, Pichiomycetes, Pichiales, Pichiaceae. The transcript has a single exon. Gene Ontology annotation, biological process: ceramide transport; intermembrane lipid transfer. The record is from RefSeq and is a predicted model, not a curated record.
AUGACGGACUCACAAACAUUUUUUGAAAAGAUGAAGAGAUCCUUCACGGAUGUUCCGAUUGCUGGAGACGAGCAGAUAUCUACCGAAGAGUUUCUUGAGGCUUCAGAAUCGUUGGUGAAACUCUUUGAUUUACUAGGAUCAUCUGCAUUCCAGGUUGUUGAGGCAGAUAUGAACGGCAACAUUACCAAACUUAGAAAGAGACUUGUUCAAGAUGGGGAACAUUCCAAGACUUUACAAGGCAUGAUUCUCGAGGAGGUAAAGGAAGGAAAGAAGAAGACGGGUACUCAAGCUUUGCUCUGGCUAUCCAGAGGUUUACAGUUCACCGAAGCCGCAAUGAGAGAAACGUUGGACCACCCAGACAAGGAGAUGACAAUUACAUUUACCGAUGCUUACAAAAAAACGUUGAUCAAGUACCACUCUAUGUUCGUCAGGCCAAUUUUCAAAUUGGCCAUGAAGGCAUGUCCGUACAGAAAGGAUUUCUUUGCAAAGUUGGGUAACGAUCAAAAGAAGGUGUUGGAGCAGUUGAAGGAGUGGUUGGAUGCAUUGAUUAAGAUUGUUGAUAUUAUCUUCGGUUUCUAUCUGAGCGGAAACUACGGCAAGGGUUUCUAA